Apus apus (common swift) is the source of this 4160-nucleotide messenger RNA. It is a transcript of the gene TPRA1, whose product is annotated as transmembrane protein adipocyte associated 1. The coding region runs from base 323 to 1474 and encodes 383 amino acids. Gene Ontology annotation, biological process: G protein-coupled receptor signaling pathway. The record is from RefSeq and is a predicted model, not a curated record. The transcript is spliced from 12 exons. Gene Ontology annotation, cellular component: plasma membrane. Gene Ontology annotation, molecular function: G protein-coupled receptor activity. NCBI's taxonomy places the organism in Eukaryota, Metazoa, Chordata, Aves, Apodiformes, Apodidae.
UUCCUGGCGGAGCGGAGCGGCGGGGCCUGGGAUGGCGGGGCUGGGCCCCCGCGACUGAGCGUCGCGGCCGGGGAGGCCGGGCGGGCCGGCCCGCGGCGGCAGCCCCUGCAGCAGGUGUUGCUUCCUCGCCGGGGUCGAACGAUGGGACCGUGUGCUGUUGGUUCGUUUCACUUGUCUUCUGGCCCGUUCUCUGUGCACCCGCCUUCCCCAGGAAAAGAAACUGAAACUGACCAAGAAGCUUAGGAUACCAGUUUCCGAAAGGCUGGGAUUCUCGAAAGGUUUUGGACCCUUGUUGAUUCUCCUGCUUUUGAAGGAAGCCAGGAUGUUCCAGUCCAUGAUGUCUGUGAGAUUCUCCAUGUCUGAUAAUAUCACACAUUCAACUGCCCUGGUGACAGCACUGGAUAAUGUGACAACUUUGUCCCCGACAACAACUCAGGCAAUCAAUGACACCAACAUCACUGUGCCACACAAGUGCCUGUUGUUGCUCUAUGAGGACAUAGGGAAGUCCAGAGUCCGCUACUGGGAUCUUCUGCUCCUGGUUCCCAAUGUGCUUUUCUUUAUGUUUCUUCUCUGGAAGCUGCCCUCUGCCAGGGCCAAAAUCCGGGUCACUUCCAGCCCAAUCUUCACUACGUUCUACAUACUGGUAUUUGUGGUGGCUUUAGUUGGUAUUGCCCGUGCUGUUGUCUCCAUGACUGUGAGUGCAUCUGAUGCUGCCACAGUUGCUGACAAGAUCCUGUGGGAGAUUACAAGGUUCUUCCUUCUGGCAAUUGAACUGAGUGUGGUGAUUCUAGGCCUUGCCUUUGGUCACCUGGAGAGCAAGUCGAGUGUGAAACGUGUUCUGGCAAUCACUACAGUGCUGUCUCUGGCAUAUUCUGUCACCCAGGGCACCCUGGAAAUCCUAUAUCCUGAUGCCCAUCUCUCAGCAGAAGACUUCAACAUCUAUGGCCAUGGAGGGAGACACUUUUGGCUUGCCAGCUCCUGUUUCUUCUUUCUGGUCUAUUCCUUGGUGGUGAUUCUUCCAAAAACUCCUCUGAAAGACCGGAUUUCUUUGCCCUCCAGGAAGAGCUUUUAUGUUUAUGCUGGAAUCCUGGCACUGCUGAACCUGGUUCAGGGCCUGGGCAGCGCCCUCCUCUGUGUGGACAUCAUAGAAGGACUGUGCUGUGUUGAUGUUACCACGUUCCUUUACUUCAGCUUCUUUGCACCUCUCAUCUAUGUGGCAUUCCUGAAAGGCUUCUUUGGGUCUGAACCGAAGAUCCUUUUCUCCUAUAAAUGCCAGGUGGAUGAACCUGAGGAUGUGGAUGUGCACCUACCCCACCCUUAUGCUGUUGCCAAGAAGGAAGGAAUGGAUUCUGGGUUCUACUCAAGCACUCAGAUUGACACCACAGCCUACCUGGAUGAUGUGGCCUCUCUGCCAUAUCACGUGGGCAGCAUCAACAGCACAGACAGUGACCGCUGGAAAGCCAUCAAUGCCUGAGGCAGGGCUGCUCUCUUCACACAAUGCCUCCUUCCUUGCCUUCCAAACUGCCUGGUACCACAGCUGUUAGAAUGUCCAUUGGAAGUCUGUCCUUGGCUAGCUGCCAUGGCUUUCCUCUCUUCCUUUGGACUUCAAAAAUCUAUUGUGGAACUAAGUUGGCAGCCCAAAUCCUGUUGGAAAGAACAAUUUUCUGUUGCUACCUGAGAGCAAUGUAGAACAUUUCUGUUCCUAAACCUAUAAAUACUGAACCUUCCUGAUCCUCUGUGUUCCAGAUGUGAAUAUGACCCAGAAGACAGGCCUGACUGGCAUCUCUUUCCUUUUUGAUGACUGAAAGCACUUGUCUACCAACAGGGGAAUGAUACUUAGGGAAGAGGGUGGUGAUUUGACUGCUGUAUUGUACAUAUAUAGAAAGAAUUUGGUGGUUGAAACCAAAGGUGGUUGUCCUGGGAUUUUUUCAAGCAGCAUGGCUGCUUGGGUCAUGUCAUACUGCAACAGCACAGGUGGUGAUAGUGUCUGAAGAUGGAAGCUGGUUGGCUGGGUUCAUCUCUGGUUUCAGCUGAUACUGAUGAAAAUUGUGAAUUACAGUUGCUAGGAGUUAAAAGGAGUGUUCUGAGUGUGUGGGAAGAAGAGAGGUAUGAAGAGGAAAGAACUGUUCUUGAUGCCCUGGGAGCAUUUUGAGGGGGCCAGUAGCUAGCAGCAUGGAUGUGAACUGACUAAACAAUAGGGAGACAGAAGGACAGACAAUGCUGCUGUCUAGCUGAGCUGAAGUAGCUGUGAAAUCAGUCUAUGGAGGCUGUACCACUGUGCAUCUGAGCUCCCAGGGAAUCCUAGGUAACAACACCGAGUCGGGGCUGAGUUUCAAGAAUAAAACCUGUGAGAUGGGUGCAUUUUCCAUCUGCACCCUGCUUCAUGGCUCUGGCAGGUUCCUGAGAGUUCACUGAAGGAGGAAGCUGACUCUGCAGAUGAAAGCUCCAGGGAUAUUCAGGAGCUUGAGGCAGAGCAGAAGCCCAUGAUGAGUCUGAGCUUGUCAGUAUUUAGUGACUGGAAACCCUCAAGCACUGUAGGUAUGCUAGAGUCAAGCUGGCUGGUGUUUGAAGUCAGGAGGCAAGUAGAAGGUAGUUGUGUUUCUCUUGCAGUGUCCUCUUGCGUUGCAGUUCAGGUUCCCAGACUUCUAGUUCUGAGGUUUUAUGGCCUGGUAUGUUGAAAAUACUAAUGUGCAUGUGGAGUGUGGUCCAUCUAAAGACUAUCUGCAACUUCCUAUUAACCUCUACUGUGCUGGAAAAGGGACUACUGUUGUCUGAGCUGUCUGGCACGUGGUUCCAAGACAUUGUGUUCCAAUCCAGGGAUCAGCUGAAAGCUGCAUCAGGCUGGUUUCUGGGACAUACUGUGCUCUCCAAGGAUGAAGACGUGUAUUCCUCUAGCUUUGGGGGUGCUUUCCUACCCGAGUCCUUCAGAUAGGUGGUCUGCUAUAAGCAAUAGUAACUUGCCAUUGGAGGUGGUGAAAAGAGGGAAAUAGAAAUGUUUGGGGACUGUGUGAAUCUCUUGCCCCAAGUCACUGCUGUUCCUGAAGAAUAUUGAUGUAAGAGUUUCUGGGAAAUCAUCAUGCAGGGUGCAGCAUGGGGUGUUAGUUUGGAUCAUAAGCAGGUAGGGGAAAGCAUUCACCACCAGGUGUUCUCACCACAGGGAAAUAAAGUUUGGGUAAGAACACGAAGUUCAUGUUGGUUGCCAAAACUAUGCAGGCCCUUUGCUUAUCUGUUUUUGUUAAUGAGCAAUGCAGCCUCUCUGUUCUGCCUGUGGACUUUGCUCUGCAGGCCUCUAAGUAGCACUGACACCUUGAAAACAAACCACCACCACCUUUAUUAUUAUUUUUCAUUUACUUUUGAGGGGAAAAAGGCUUCUGUUUGUCCAUGUGCAAGAGCUGAAUUGUCUCAUGUAGGUCAACUGCAUUUCACAUUUCCCCUCCAUACAAUGUCUGUGGGAGGGUGGGACAUGCAACUGGUCAAGUCAGCCCUUGCCACAUUAGAGAAGUGUUCCAUGUUCCUCCUGUUGCUUGCUGUGAAUCAGCCUGAGCCAUGCUUGCUUGCUCUGAAAGGGAUGGAUGAUGUAGUGCCUGAAUUGUCCUGCUGCUGCUCCUUGUGCUGCUCACAUCACUGUACCUGAGCUGCUGUUAGGAAGUGUGGGGAAACCUACAAAGCUUCCCUGGAAUUGGUGGGCUUUGGACAGAGCCAAGACAUAUUAAGGUCUUAAAGCAGGUGAAAAAUAAAGGAGCAACUGCUUUUCCAUGCCAAGGAGUAUUUGCUUACUGUCAACACCCUGGCUGAGGGGACUUACCUGCCCUCCUUGGUGAUGUGAAGAACAGGUUAUGAAUUUACCAUUCUAUCAGCUGAAUUCAGUGCUGAAGGAUCACCUGUGCAGGUGGUUGAUGUGUCCAUCCUGUCCUUUGCUGGCAGGACUCCAGUAUUUCUGGAGUGCCACAGCAUUCUGCUGCUGAGGAGCUUCUGUGCUAGGUCAUGGACUGACCUUCCUCUGUUGUGUUUUUAUGUAUGUACAGUGCUUUGGGCCAUAUUCAAAAUGGUCCUCGAGCAGAAGUUUGUUGUGUGUGUGAGGGGAUGCAAAGAGAGAAAAUAUAGAAUAAAUGUAUAUUUUUGUUUGUAAAAUAAAUAAAUAAAAUUAAGUUUGGCAUAAA